GUUCUAAGAAAUGACAAUAAAUAAUAGGUCCAGUGUUGAAAAAAAUUAAUGUGUUUAUUUGUAUUCGUAAUUAGCAAACGUUCAAAUUAGCACAGCUUAUAAAUUUAAUUGACUAUAAAAAUAUUCCAGACUACUGUAAAUUUGUUGAUUAAUAGACAAAUAAAUUACUUGCAUUGUCAUAGAAAUGGCUACAUUUGGUUUAAUUGCAAAGGCUGUGGAAAAUUUAAGAAGUUUACAACUUAAUGAACAAUUGACACCUGACCAUGACACGAAGAAAAAAGAAAAAAUAUCCAAUUGCCUGGUUUUAACAAGUGGAGUUUCAUUAUCAACUGUGAAAACUGCACCUCAAGUAUUAAAUCUUUCUAUUGAAACUCUUUUGUGUUUGUGUGAUGAUAGUGAUUCAGAUGUGAGAACUGUUGCAGAUGAGUGCCUAAAUAAAAUAAUCAGAGCUGUAUCUGACAGUUAUGUAUUGAAAGUACAAUUUGAGUUGUACCGUGAAAUCAAAAGGAAUGGAGCAGCUCGUUGUUUAAAAGCAGCAUUAUGGAGAUUUGGACUGCUUAGCCAUAUGAUCAGGCCUGUUAAAGCUAAAGUGUUUGCUUCUCAAUUGACUCCAUGCAUUUUAGAAAUAGCUAAACGUAAAGAAGACAUACUUAUAGAAACUCUUUCACAAUCAUUACCAUUAAUACUGAAAACAUUAGGCCACUAUAUUCCUGAUAAAGAUAUACAAAUAUUAUUGAAAGCUUUCUUUCAAAAUGUUACAUCAAAUGAAGCUGUUUUAAGAAGAGCAUCAGCAAAUAUGAUUUUAACAACUUGUUUAAGCUCCCGCAGACCCUAUUUCUUUAUAAAUUUUGUAAUAGAACAAUUACUAGAUAUGUUGUCUCGAUUUGUUGAUGAAGAAACCGAUGAAAAUGAAGGAAAAAAUGAUCAUGUAAAUACAGUGUUUGGUGUUUUUGCAUGUUUGAGAUUAUUAUUACCUAGUAUUGAUGCUAAUUCAGAUUUUUAUCAAGAUUUUAAUGAAGAUCAUAUACUUAAUCAUUACAUUUGUAUAUAUGAACUUUGUUUAUUCUAUGCCAAAUUCUAUACAAAUCAUAAUGUGAUAAAUGCAGCUCUGGAGACUCUAAUUCAGCUGCUACAAAAUCCACCUAAAAAUGUUAUAGCAUCUCUGCUUUCAAAGGAGGGCAUAACACAGCGUGUAAAUAAAUUGAAGGAGAGAGGAAAAAAAUGGCCAAGUAGAAUAAGUCUGUCAAACACUGUUGCGUCCGAGGAUAAUUUGGAAUCUUCGAGUAGUCUUCUUGAAUCUGAUAUAAUGGACAUUCCAGAGAUAGCUCCUAAAGUAGAGAAAUGGAUGACUGAUAUUCCAGAUGUGGUGCCAGUAACACAUAAAAUAUCAAGUAGAGUAGAUCAGAAUCAGACUCUUGAAUCAGAUUCUAGUCAAAUUAUCGAUACCAAAGAUUUGGAAGAUUACAGCGGUCUUAUAAUCGGAUCUAUCGAAAACGAAGAUAUCGAGGUAGAAAGUAAUGCAAGUAGCGACGUUGAUAGAUUCGAAAAACCAAUAGACACGAGCUUAUCUCUAUAUCUAGAUCUAAAAAAAGAGGAACUCGACGAGACCACAAUGUCUGUAAUGUCAACACACGAAUUCUCGUUAGAUCAAUUCAUGAUGCAACGUGAUUUGGCUAUCGGUGGUUUCACUGACAAUGCCCCUGUACUUCGAUAUUGCAGUCGUCUUUUAGUUUCUUCAUUUCUACUCACAGGCACUCCAAACCAACUUAUUUCCGAUAAAUUAUGUCGUGUGAGUGUAAAGUCCUUGGCGCUGACAUGUUUGGGUAAUAUUUUAAAGUUUCAUCCGGAUAUUUUUUUGGAGACUCUGUCGAAUUCGCCAAGUAAAAACGAAGAAAUUCAAAUGAUUUCUGACAUCUUAUUAUUUGCUGACCACUCGGAUCCACAAAUCAGGGGAAAUUUGUCGAUGAUGAUUGGUUAUUUUUUGCAAGGCAUGCUAGUGUGCAAUAAAAGGUAUUUUGAAGAAGAUAAUGAAAAACAUUGCGUUACGAUGGGGAAUCUCAUUAAAUUAAUAUUAAAGGGUCUUGAAGACGAAUCUGCAACUACCUGCCGUCAGACUCUAACAUCCCUUGGUGUAUUUUUACCAAGUCUCUUGGAAUCUAACAAAAGCGAGUACGCAAUUGUUAUUUUAAACGUGCUACCGUGUCUCGUACAGAAUCCGUAUUUUCUUGUCAAAAUUAAGUUAACAGAAAUUCUUAGUGAUCUACCUUACACAACGAUAGAAUAUGUGACUGGCGAUAUCAAAUUUCAAGAAAGUAUUAUUAAUGUUUUAUUGAGGUUGCUUAGCGAUCAAGAUCAACGGGUGCGAAAAGCAGCUGGUACUGCUAUUGUGAAAAUAAUCCCAUCGUUAUACUAUGAGAGCCCCUAUGAGGAUUCGGUAACCCGCAAAGCAAGUUACUACGCAGACUAUCAUUUAGCUGCGAUGCUCGAGUCUCCAACAACGUCGACCUAUACCGAGCACAAGUUGUUAAUUAGUAGCUUAACAAAACCAUAUGAUGCUUUGUUUCAACCACCAAAACGUAAUUCUCAUGAAGAGGCGUUGUCAAGAAUACUGGGUUUGCUAGCUGACAGAUUACUUGUGUUUUCGUCAAAGUACUUAGCUUAUGGCUGUUGUGAGACGUUGAGUUUAUUAAGCGAGACUUACGCGACGAGUGUUUAUGCCAAAGCUUGGGAUUAUGUGGUACUAGCUGGCAAGCGAGAUGUUAGAAAAACGACGAAAAAAGUAUCAAGAAGCGAGGCUGCAGAUAUUUGUCCUAGAUUCACCAACGAAAUUUUAUCUUCAAUAUCCAAUAGUCUAUUUUCACAAUCGAUAAUUAUGCUUACAUCAUCGCAGCUUAGUCAUGAUCUCUCUAUGCAUCGACAUUUACUACUUUUGGCUGGUAAUUUAGCGUCAGGGAUUGCUUGCAGUCACGCUCGACCGAAAGAGAAUUCUCAAUAUAACAAGAAUGAAGCUGAAUCUGCGAGUGACUUUAAGUACUGGAUGUUUUUCAAGGACAAGCAAAGUUCAAAAAACAUGGAGCAGCUAUUGAUGCACUUGAUGAGAGUGUUGAAUAUUUUCCAUCAUGUCGUCGAAGAUUUACCUUCACCGAUUCAACCAGUAUCAAAGUCUUCCUUGCCGUCCCUCUCAACAGCUCAAUCACUUUCACCAAAGCGCAAGCUCCUCCCAGACAUAUCCUCUAAAUCAAAAACUUCCAAUCCAGAGAAAUCUUCAGAACAUCACCGACUAUCAUUUCGUUUCCUCGGUAAAGAUCCUUUAGGCUCUAUUACCAACCAUUCACACUAUCUACGCUUGUAUGAGUUACUGAAAGCAGCUCACUCGAAUUAUCAAACGACACUCGAUCAAGAAGCAAGUGAAUUAUAUCUCGGUCUUCUCAAUACUGUUCUUCAAGUACUGUCGCAGAUUUUCGAAGUUGCGACGGUCAAUGAAGGGGGCAGAUUAGCCGAGGAGUUGUUGCAUUAUUUGCAGUCGACAGUUUUAUUAUCGAGUACAAUGACUAUUCAGUGUGUUAGGCAGUUGCUCAAGUGCUUGUUCGGAACUAAUUUGAUUGUUAGGUGGCAAGAAAUUUACGAGGUGCAAUGCAAACAAGAAAAAAAAGAGGCUGCAGUAGACGAGGGAAAUGUUGAGGUGGAGAAGGGAUUUUAUGAACAAUGCUUCCAGAGGCCAGCUAAGCUUAUCAGUGAGAGGAUCAAGAGAAUUGGUAGUAAUUGUAGAGGUGGUAACGACCCUGACUCAAGCCAUAGACCUGUUGCCGCAUUGCAUCGAAAGGAAGAGCAUAACUCUUCAUCGAUUCUCAAGAUUCUUCGACGAAAUUCCGAUCAGAAUUCCGUUAGUUCUUUCAUUCGUCUCUUCGAGCCCCUAGUUAUUAAGUCACUCAUUCAGUAUACGAUUUCGAAUUCGAUCCCCCUGCAAUGCCAAGUAUUAAUGCUAUUAAGUCAACUUGUUCAGCUGCAUAUAAACUACUGUCUAAUGGACUCUGACAAGAUCUUCAUUGGUUUCGUGAUGAAGCAAUUCGAAUUUAUUGAAGAAGGACACAUAUCACAAACGGAAAUGUUGCUGCCGAAAAUCUUUGACUUUUUGGUACGAUUAUCGUACGAGAAGUAUCACUCGAAACUCAUAAUUGGCGUGCCUAAGAUUAUACAAUUGUGCGAUGGUUUGAUGGCAAGUGGAAGACCACCAUUAUCACACUGCAUUCCUGCUUUGGUGCCGGUUGUCGAAGAGAUGUUCUUAGCACGAAAUCCGUCGUCGAAUAUUAACGAGGAAAAGGAGCUUGAGACUACGAGGGAGGUAUUGAUAUCUAUGAUGUUGAGAUUGGCUGAAUAUCCACAGAUAAUCGAUCUAAUCGCAAGAUGCUUAACGGAAUCAAGGCUCAGCAACGAUGGCAAUGGCGAAGAGAAAUGGAGAAAGUGGUCGAGACAGACUAUAGACACUGUCCUCCCAUUGCUAUCGUCUCGAAAGCUGAGGCUUGAGUCAAAACAGGCUCACUUUGCCCUCGUCAAAUUAUUAUCAUCAGUUUCGCCAACGGUAUUUCGACCUAUUGAUCCACUUCUGAAAGUAUUAUUUAUGACCCCGCCGAGUGUAGGGAAUAGUUUGCUACCGCAUUAUAUUUUUUUGACGAGCAAAACAAUUUUCGAUUUCAAACGUUGGAUAGGCAUAGUGAACGUCAUGAUACUGUCGAUAAUUUCAUACGCGAAGGAAGAAGUUAUGUUGGCAAGGUUAUCAGACGUAACAGCUUCAAUAAUCGAUUUACCGGAAAUACUCUUGAUACCAGAUUCUAGCCGGCCAAUCAGCGGAGAUCCCUUAAAUGUAUCCGGAAUUUUAGAGUCUUUCACUAUGCCACCUGAGAGGAUAUUUUCGAGAUUUAUAUUCAGAGUUAUUGGAGCUAUGAGCUCGGUGCUUACGGAACUUUAUCAGGGUGCUAAUUCUAAAUUAUUUAAUGAUUCUACGAGUAAUCGUGAUAUCGAGUACCUAAUACAACAGUUUGCUUUACUUUUGCAACUGUGUAUUUACAUGUUUGAAACUGGCAGUCACUGUAAAUUGGCCAACGCAAGUAUGCAGCUUAUACAAGGACACGAUAUUCCUUUAAAUGAAAAGUUACAUUUGAACAUUUUGAAUGAGGCAAUGAUGGAAAUUGGUGCUAACUGUCCAGUACUAACUUGUCAAUGGACUUAUUUGCUGAUGAUUCUUGAAUUUAACGACAUGAGCUUUUGGUCCAGAGCUAUUGGAUCCGCACAGCAAUUGCAUAAGCUACCGCUUCUAUCGUUAAACACCGAAAUCCAACGACGAGCAUCAAUUAUUCUAUUUUGUGAUUACGUUUGCGAGAACGCAACGAGUGAUUCUGCGCGACUUGGCUGGUUACUCAACCACCACGUAAAGACGAUGAUAAGUUUAGCGGAUGAAUCUCCAGUUCGCGAAUUGCUUACCGUAGCUGUGCAUCGAGAUGCAGGAGCCAGUGGUUUGUUUUUACGCGCUGUCGGUGAUAAGUGUUCGUGUAACGGUCGACCGUCUUUCGUUAAAAGACUAUUACAGUGCCUCGAAGGCGCGCAUCAGAGUCAGUCUGGACUAUUACUGUUGACGUUAGUACCGAAAUUGUUGAAAUCCAAGUAUUUGGUGUUGUCAAGGAUGGCUGCUAAGAUUGCUAGUAGAAGAGUUGAAGUGCUGCUUGCACUUGGAAAGAAUGAAGCAUUGAUGCAAAUGACGAGGGAAGCCUUUGAGGGGAUGAUGAAAGAGUUAAGAAAAGAUGGACUGAUUAAAAAACAUGAGGCGUUGGUUGCCUUGUUGAACAAGUUGGCGACCAAUCAUUAUCAAUUGGAACCUUUGCGGUUAGAUUAUUCGAAUUCAUUCGAUCCAAAAGAGAUUAAAGCUAUUACACUUGAUCGUAGUUGGUUUUUAUUGCAGGUAAAAUCACGAUGCUGCCAAUCAUACGUGGGUUACAGUUGCUUUGAAUCAGCAUGGCUUUUGAGCCACUUGAGCUUGAACGAGUGCCUCGACGUCUUCUCGACGAAAGAUUUCAACGUGAAGCUGCUGCGUGAAUGCGUGAUAAUUGGCGCUCGAUUAACUGCACAAGCAGUUCAAGAAGCUGAGCUCAACGACUCUACGGCAACGGAAAGUAUUCUAUACACGGCAACGAAGCAUCACAUAGCCCAACGAGUUUGUGAAAUCCUACAUAAUCUCCGUGUAACUAAUACGACAAACAUUACGCAUCGCCAGCAAACAAAGACCGAAAGUCCGUACUGGAAAAACUUGACUGAUCAGCUCUCGAGCAAUGCAUUUCGUGAAAGACUCUUCUCGCUCGUGCCAUCGGUAACAGCAUACCUGAACUCUCAAGCGAAGCACUUGAAAGUGGUGGAGACCGACCAUGAGGAAACCCUUGCGAACUUUGGCCUGCUGUGCCUCGAGACCGCUCACAACCUUGUUAUCAACGCCAGUGUCAGUCCUCGCGAGCUCGAGCUUGUCCUCAAGUGCGCCAGCGUAAUUUUCAGCGACACGUCGAUAAGUCGAGUAUUUGGUAAUAACAAUACUUGGAUAUGCUCGGCUGCUGCGGCACUUACGGAAAUCAUUCAAUAUUUUGCGGACAAUCGCAAGGACGAUGCGUUAGUGGAAUGCAGUGGAUUAAAGGAGACGAUGGCAGAUGAGAACACGCGAAAGUUCGGUGUUACGUGUCUGAGGAUGGCAAGAUUAGUCUGUUGGCUCGAGACAAGACAAGGAAUGGAAAAGGAAGAUAAUAUUCCCGAGUAUUUCGAAAAGCUGUUGAAGAGUUUGAUUAUUAGCGUAGCUAGGCAUCCGUUGGUCAAUUCAUUCGUGCUCACACCACCCUUGCUAUGGAAGCACGGAUGCAACAUCGUUGGAUCCGGCCCGACAAAAUGCCACUUCACUCUAUUUUUAUCGGAGCCCAAUUACAUUCCCGAAUUGGACGUACUCGAGGAAUUUAUAUAUCGCGUGUCCUUACUCGGUUGGAGUUCGCGACAACAAUUCGAAGAGAUCUGGAUGGUACUGCUAGGCGUGCUGAACGUCUCACAAAUGCAAGGCGAAACGGACUCGGACGUCGCCAAUAAUCUCAGUCAUACUGCAAGUUUGGCGGUUCAAGCUAUUACUCAACUGUUGAUGCAAACCCUUAUUCUUCCUUGUCCCGGUAACCCGAAUAAUGGCACGUCUAUACAUCAUCCUCGUGAUCCUCAGCUGUCGUUGGCUAAAAAGAGUACGAAGAGGUUGCUUUACGUACAGAAUUUGCUGCUGUGGAAAUAUGAAAACAGUGAGAUCGCGACAACGGACUCAGGAAUGCCACAGUUAGAGCACAUUUUUCAACGCGGUAAUCUCGAGCCUCGUACCGUCGAUUCGCACCACCACUGCUACGAACAACUAUCGAUCUCGUAUCUUUGGUCUCAGUGUUCUUUGCACGAGGAUAAACUAAGCUCGUCAACUUUGGCGUUGAAGAAGCGAAGAGACGAAGCUUUAGCUGCAUCGUCUCUCGAUGUCAACUCAUGCGUGAGAUUUUUAUUGGAAUUAUAUGCCUCGUGGUUAAGUCCCGGGAACAAGUUAUCGCUCAGAUUACUUUACGAAAUUGUGCGUUCGUUAUUACUCGUCUCGGAACUGUUUGUCGAAAGAUCACAGUUUCAGUGGAUGCUAGAGUCGUGUAUGGAAUUGUGGAAGAAUCAUCAGGUCGAGGACGAAAUACUGAGGAGACAUUUAAUUGUUUCUAUUUGCAAGACAUCUGCUGUUCUUACUCCUUUGGAUGCGGAAACCAUGGACAAAGUGAAACGUUUAAUCGACGGAAGUUUGAAGUGCGGUUCACUGUCGAUGCGAAUAGCCACGUUGCACGGUAUUUUGUAUUUAUUGCAAAGUGCAGUUUUGGCGAACUGCGAGGAAACCAUGAGCGCCGUACACCCGUUGGUCAUUGAAUAUAUACAACGUCAUAUCGACGUUCAAGAUUCAACGAAAGUGUCGAGUCAAAGCGAAGAGCAUCAAUGUGUCUUAUGGUCUCUUGUGUUUUUUUUACUCGAGCAUGCUGAAGGUUCACCACCGGAUGUCGAGGCUCCCGCAGUAUUAGAGUUGAUAAUGUCACUCGUUUCUUCACAAAAUAUUUCAACUUCGCUUCAUCGUAUGCUACUUCAGGGUUUGGAGCGUUUGGUGGCAACCAAGAGUGUAAUUGGAAAAGUUUCCGAACAAGUGGUUAAGAUCUCAAUCGAGCGUCUUCGACAAACGAAUCCCACGCUGUCCUUGCCUGCAUUGCAGCUUUUCCUCACCUGUAUGUACACCGAUACAGCCGAUAAAUUUAAUCGCCCACCCGACGAUGAAUCUCAGUUGCCUGAUAUCGAACCGGAAAUACUGGUCAGAUCGAUCGAGAGAUCAUCGGCGAUCUUUGAUAAAAUCAAAAAGGGUUAUGCUGUAGAGGUGGAGAUUCUAUGUGCUGUAUUGUCGGAGGUGUUGAUUGAUUUUUUCCCACCGUUAGAGAUUCUUACGAAAGUCAUCGGAGAAUUUUUAUCGCCGCAGCAACCUCAUCCUAGAUUGAUGUCUGCUGUUGUUUUCAAGGUCUGUGAACGAGCGUGCAAUAGCACUCAGCUGGGAUUAUUACAAACUUGGGUAGUUUUCAGCAUUCAAAACUUCAUUCAAAGCUUACCACUUAUAAUGUCUACUUGGUGCCUCUCCUGUUUUUUCAUAAGCACAUCAACAAAUCCUUGGCUCCGCGCUUUAUUUCCACAUGUGCAGUCGAGAAUUGGAAAGUACGAAAACGAGGAUAAAAAAAUCCUGUGUCUCGCGGCUUCAGAUUUUUACUCGGAGCUGACCAACGAGUCCCAAAAAGAGACUUUCAUUAAAACGUUCGAGGAUGCAGCAAAGACUCCCGGAACUCCAUUUGCAGACAUCCUCGCAUCCUUUUGAAGAGCCUCUUUUUACGCCCUCGUUUAUAUAGAUAUAGAUACAUCCACCUCGACCAUCCCCCCUAGAUUGCUUCUGCAGCCCGGCUUAUACCGAAAAAAAGUUAUACGACUGUAUAUUUGUUAAAAGAGGUCUGUUUGGAAGUGGAUGUAUAUAUGUAUUAUUGUAUAUAUGUAUUACUAUACAUAUAUACAGUAUAUAUCGUCUAUAUGUAUUACUGUACUACGUUGAAUAAUUGUAUAUGCAAAUACUGUC
Molecule: messenger RNA, 9184 nt
Organism: Phymastichus coffea
Lineage: Eukaryota; Metazoa; Arthropoda; Insecta; Hymenoptera; Eulophidae
Gene: htt
Product: huntingtin
Exons: 27
Coding region: 185-8932 (2915 amino acids)
Cellular component (GO): cytoplasm; nucleus
Source: RefSeq, a predicted model, not a curated record